AGCUGGCAGCUCAGCUGUACGACAUGCUUGGGGAUGCGGCGUUUGAGAGCUUGCAUGAGCUUAUGGAGCACAGGAAGUCCGUAACCCGCGCCCUGAGUGCCGCCAUCGCCCGCUACAAGGAGCUGUACGGCGGGGGUGCCGUACUGGGGGACAUGGGCGGUACGGCAGGUGCAGGUGCAGGUGGCUCCGCCUCCUCCUCAAUGCCAGUGUACGGCACCACCGUCACCAUCACCAGCAGCAGCCAGAAGCUGCUGGCCAAACUGCAGCGCAAGGAUGCUAAGAAGCAGGGCUCCAAGGGCAAGAGCGACGCGGAGGUGGAGGUGGAGUGGCUCAUGCAGGCGGGCAUGCGCGCGCUGAUGGACAUCGAGGCGCCCCCCGCCGCCGCCGCCAACACCAUCCUGCUGGCCGGGGGGGUGGAGCUGCGGAUAGGCAGCGGGGAGGGGCAGGCGGGCGGGGCGGCC
Messenger RNA from Astrephomene gubernaculifera, 461 nucleotides. The record is from the annotation of a GenBank genome assembly. Lineage: Eukaryota; Viridiplantae; Chlorophyta; Chlorophyceae; Chlamydomonadales; Astrephomenaceae.